This is a messenger RNA of Monoraphidium neglectum, 2304 nucleotides long. RefSeq lists its product as hypothetical. The transcript is spliced from 4 exons. NCBI's taxonomy places the organism in Eukaryota, Viridiplantae, Chlorophyta, Chlorophyceae, Sphaeropleales, Selenastraceae. Bases 1 to 2304 code for a protein of 767 amino acids. The record is from RefSeq and is a predicted model, not a curated record.
AUGACGGACCCUGGGACGCCCACUGCCAAGACCCGCAAGUUUUGGGCGACGGGGAUGUCGGCGGCCGCGGCGGAGGAGCACCUCUGCCUGCGGAUCCUCUACACCUUGCGGCCGCACGUCGUCAAGAGCGCCGCGUUCAUGACGUUGGAGUUCUGCGAGUACAAGAACAGGAUCCUCGCGUCUCGCGAGAAGAACUGCUUUGUCGGCGGGAGCGUCGACCGCGAGUUUGCCCGCGCCUCGGCGGCGGCGGGCGCGACGGCCGACACGGGGCGCCGCAGCGAGUCGGCGGCGGCGGGUUGGGGCGGCGCGGAGCGCACCGCGGCGUCGCACCAGCCGGCGCACCUGGGCGCGCAACUGCAGCGGCAGCUUGCAUACGCGUUCGAGGCGGGGCGCAGCGGCGCGCAGUGGCACAGCUCAGAAACCGCGCUGGAGGCCGUUUGCGCCCGCUUUGGCAAGCUGCCAGAGACGGUCACGCUGGACGAGGUGACCAUCCCCACAUAUGACGAGGUGCGGGCAAGGAGGGCACUGGUUGGCUGCGUGCCGCCCGGCACAACUGUUGUCAUGGUGCCUGCAGCCAGCGGCGGCACUGGCGGCGGCGCUGGCGGCGGCGCUGGCGGCGGCACCGGCGGCGGGGCCGCCGGCGGUACCGACGGCGGCGCCGGUGGCGGCAUCAGCGGCGGCACCGGCGGCCGCACCGGCGGCCGCACCCGGGGCGGCACCGGCGGCGGCACCGGCGGCGCCCCCGGCAGCGGCACUGUUGCCAUAGUGCUACCGGGCGCGGAGCGGCCGCUGGUGCUGCCUGGUGGCGAGUGCACCGUGCUGCGUUGCUACGCGGCCUUCGUCACGAUAACCGGCAACCAGGGAGAGGAAGUAUACGGCUUUGCCCUGCACCGCCAGCCCGACCAGGCCGCUCAGGCGGCCGGCUGUUACCUCCUGUCAGCCGCGGAGCCGCAGGCGCGCGCAAAGUGCCACGCCAGCGCGCCGCGCGACCGCAGCGACGGAUUCUACGGGGGCGGCGGCGGGCGCGUCGCCGCAGCGUAUGAGGAGGGCGAAGAGGCUGUGCAGCCACUGGCGGCGGCGGCGGCGGCGGAUGAGGGCGCGGCGGCCGCGGCGGCGGGCGAGGAUGAGGGAGCAGCGGCCGGCGGAGCGGCGGCGGCGGGGGACGGCGGUGAUGCAGCCGUGCCGGCGGCGUUGAUUGACGGCGAGGCCGCCGCCGCGGCGGGCGUGGAUGAGGGCGCGGCCGCGGCGGCCGUCGCAGUGCAGGCGGCGGUGGAGGACGGUGGGGCCGCCUUGGCGCUCGCGGCCGCCGGCGGCUGGGCCCCGGAGGCGGCGAUGGUGGACGGGGCAGAAGGCGCGGCGGUGGCGCUGGACGACAGCGGGGACGAGGCGCCAGCAGCGGCGGUCGACGACGGCGGGGCUUUCGCGCCCGUGGCGGGGCAGGAGGGCGGGGGCGGGGCGGCGGUGGAGAUGGAGGUGGACGAGGCGGACGGCGGGCAGGACCUGUCAGAGGUGGUGAGGAGGUGGCAGCACGCAGGACAGCAGUACGACUUCUAUGAGGACGAGGAGCAGCGCGGCGGCGGCAGGGCGCAUAACGAUCAGCUCCGGAGGGCGCUCCCUGCAGUGUCUGAAGAGGUGGGGGAGGACGAGGCAGAGGAUGAGGAUGAAGAUGACGGUGAAACGCAGGCAGACAGGCUGGAGCUGCAGGGGCAACGCAGGCCGCGGCAGCGCCGGCAGGAGGUUGAACAGCAACUGCGGGAUCAGGAGGUCGAGGAGGUCGAGGGCGACCGCCGCCGCAGCCCAGACCCGAGCGGCUCAGCUGGGCCUGACGCGCCGUCUGGGCAAGCCCGCGAGGGCUACGCACCGGCGCGGUACGGCUUGGUGCUGCUGCCCAGCGCGAACCUGCUGCGCGGGGUGCUGCGCAGGAUGGCUGCACUUGAGGAGCGCCACGGUGGUGGCUUUCAUAGCGCCCCGGACGUCCUCCUGGCCCUUGACCUGUAUUUCAAGCAGCAGCAGCAGGUGGUGGAGGUCGGCGUGCAGCAGCUUACCAUCGACCUUUCAGCGCCUGACGCUGAGGCGGUCCUGCGCCAGCACCUGCCUGAUGGUGUUGUGCUGCAAAGGUUUGAGCGGCCCCGUGGAAAGCCUGGCCCUCCCCUGCAGCUGCGCACCGCCCCCGACGGCCGCCAGGUCACCGCGCUCUACUGCGCAAACGAGGUUGCUGUGCUCUAUCGCGUCACCAUGGCGGUGAAAGCGCCGCCGACAUCGGAUCAAAACCCCGAGGUGAUUAUCAAGUGGCUGGGCAGGUAG